Messenger RNA from Fomitopsis serialis, 1714 nucleotides. RefSeq lists its product as uncharacterized. The record is from RefSeq and is a predicted model, not a curated record. The transcript is spliced from 8 exons. The coding region runs from base 115 to 1698 and encodes 527 amino acids. NCBI's taxonomy places the organism in Eukaryota, Fungi, Basidiomycota, Agaricomycetes, Polyporales, Fomitopsidaceae.
CCCUCACACGUUUGCCGUCGUACUGCGUCUCACUCAGGCACUUCCAACUCUUUCCUGUUUGUCGGCAUCUUCUGGGCUGUUGUUCGUUCAGUUGCGAAAGGUAACAAUUGUGUUAUGUCUUCACUAAGCGAACAGUUGCAGAACCUGGUAUCUCGAUUGCAGGCACUAGGCAGGGAGCAUCCAGCGAACGAUACCGUGAAGGAUGCGAUCGCACUUCUCUCGAAAGUCGAUCUCAAUGACCUACACGCGCGGUCCACUGCAUGGCAUGCUAUCGAGGCUGAUGUCAACACGUUGGCCCGGACGGGUGUAUGGGCGCCCAGUCAAGAAGAUGAAGAAUUGCUCGAGCAAUUGAGAACUAGCCUGAGUGGGACAUGGCCACCACAGAACCUUGCAUCAUCGCCGAAUGCUCAGCAAAGUGCGCAACGAUACUCUGUUGUAACGCCUCCGCCGAUAUCGGCACCGUUAUUCCCGCCGACCGCCGGGGUAACGACGAUACUGCCCACCGGCCUAGUGGAGGUUCUAAAUUAUAGCUAUUUCCUACACCUCCUGGUCACCGAUCAGGAUCGCGUUCUUCCACCCGGCAAGUCGCUUCUCUCCGUGAUGUCCAAGCCAGGAGCAAUGGGCCAUGGCGGAGCGGACGGAGAGCUACCUCACCUCAAAGACCGCAUCCAAGACGUAGUUCACAAGGCGUUCUGGGACGAGGUGUCUGAGACACUAUCCAAUCCCUCCGCCGCCGUGCAGAUCCCGCGGCUCAGGCGAUUCCAUCAAGCCCCUUAUGCCGCGAACCAUCCGAUACGCCUCAUCCUGACAUGCCCGCUCUCGCCUACCUCUUUCCCCCUCCGGUCUGCUCUCACACACUUCCGGGAACUGCUCGUUUGCCUGCGCUCCCGCUGUGCGCCCAUCAGAGACGCACAGAUAGACGCGCUCAUACGGAACGUCGACGACCUACCGUCUCUGGCCUCGAUACCAGACAUGGCAAGGUUGGUCGUAGAUACUGUGCGAUCAAUCCUGGAGCUCGCGGAGCUCAUGAAGGAAGACCUCUCGCAGUUUGUCGUGGGCUCGAUGAGCGAGAAACAACUGCGCGCGGUGCUGAUGGUUCAGGCGGCCAGCAGGAGAGGGAGGUGGUUCUCGCUUUGGCGUCCGGAACGGAUACAGGAGCGCUGGAGACUUGGCUGGAGGAGCGGCAACACGCGACAACGUCCCAGCGGAUGGACUUUGGAGCGAGUAUGGAAUUAUCUGCAGGCGCUGGUCAUCGCCGCCACCCUCCGCUCACUCGUACGGCUUCCAACGCAGCAGCUGCACCGACCGGCCAGCACAGAUGAAAGCGAUCAGGAGAGCUUCAUGGCGCGCCUCUGGACUCUACUCCGAACCGAGAUCGACGAGCAGCCAGGCUCGGGCGAAACCAAGCUCGUGAACCUUGCGGACGAAGUCAUCCGCGUCCGCCGCAGGUUGCGCGCCGCAGUAGAACCGCACGCUGCAGCGCAUGAUCCGGUCUUCGCGCUGUUGCAGAAACGGUUGCUCGCGGCGGUCGCUGAGCGAGUAGCGCACCCGGUAGAACCUGUCCCCCAUUCAAUGCUGGUGAAGGCGGUAAGCGAGGUCUGGUCGAAGCUGAGAUCGUGCGUAGAGUGGACGGAGCGAGUGUGGUCAGACUUGAUCAGACAGUAUGAAGCUUUGAAGCCUAGCCUAGCGCCGUGGUAGAGGAGGCGUCAGUUCG